This is a messenger RNA of Acanthosepion pharaonis, 1518 nucleotides long. Lineage: Eukaryota; Metazoa; Mollusca; Cephalopoda; Sepiida; Sepiidae. The record is from the annotation of a GenBank genome assembly.
AUGCAUUAUAGUCCUGCAUUUUUUAAUACCACCGUUAACGAACAAAUCCUUCCUUCCGUGUGUCUAUCUCUCUCUUCCUUUCUCUCCCUCUCUCGCUUUCUCCCUAUCUCGCUCUCUUUCUCCAUCUCUCCUUUUCUCUCUCUUUCAUUUUCUCUCUUUCUCCUUCUCUCUUUCUCCCUCAUUCUUUCUCUCUUUCUCCCUCCCUCCCUCCCCUCUCUUUCUCCCUCUCUUUCCCUCCCUCCCUCCCUCUCUCUUUCUCCUCUCUCCAUCACUCUUCUCUUUCUUUCUCCCUUUCUCUUUCUCCGUCACUCUUUCUCCGUCACUCUUUCUCUCUUUCUCCUCUCUCUAUCACUCUUCUCUUUCACUUUUUUUCUCCCUCUCUCUUUAUCCCUCACUCUUUCUCCCUUUUUCCCUCUCUCUUUCUCCUCUCUCCAUCACUCUUUUCUUUCUCUUUCUUCCUCUCUCUUUCUCCUCUCUCCAUCACUAUUCUCUUUCACUUUCUUUCUCCCUCUCACUUUAUCCCUCACUUUUUCUCCCUUUUUCCCUCUCUCUUUCUCCUCUCUCCAUCACUCUUCUCUUUCACUUUCUUUCUCCCUCUCACUCUCUUUCUCCCUCUCUCUCGUAAAGCUUCAUGUUGAUAUAACAUUCAAGAACUCAAAGAAACUGAAAACUAUAUCUAACUGGUCUUCAAAAAUAUUAUUGCGUAAUUUCCUCUUUCGUUGUAAGGAGUCGUUGGGGCGCCGUCGUGCUGAGCAGUCCAUCGUUUUUUCUUUCCUUUUUUCUUUCUUUAUCUUUCCUUUUUUUCUUUCCUUUUUUCCUUCUUUUUUCCUUUUCGUUUUCCAUCUUUUUUCUUUCCGUUUUUCUUUCCUUUUUCGUUUUUCUUUCUUUUUCUAUCCUUUUUUCUUUCUUUUUUUUCUUUCUUUUUUUCUUUCCUUUUUUUCCUUCUUUUUUCUUUCCGUUUUCCAUCUUUUUUCUUCCCGUUUUGCUUUCCUUUUUCGUUUUUCUUCCUUUAUUCUUCCUUUUUCUUUUUUUUUCCUUCUUUUUUCUUUCCGUUUUCCUUCUUUUUCUUUCCGUUUUCCUUCUUUUUCUUUCCGUUUUUCUUUCGUUUUUCUUUCGUUUUUCUUUAUUUUUCUUUCCUUUUUUCCUUUUUUUUUCUUUUUUCCCUAUUUUUUUCUUUCAAUUUCUCUUUCCUUUAUUCUUUCCUUUAUUCUUUCUGUUUUCUUUAUUUUUUUCCCUUUAAUUUCCCUUUUUCUCUUUCCGUCUUUUCUUUCCUUUUUUUUAUAUCCUUUUUUUGUUUCCUCCCUCGUUACUUUUCCUUUUCUCAAAGUAGUGAUCGGUACAACUGCUACCAAGAUGUUUCAACAUUUUUUCUUUCCUUUUUUUCCUUUUUUUUUCUUUUCUUUUUCUUUCCUUUUUCUUUAUUUUUUUCCUUUUUCUUUUGUUUUUUCCCCUAUUUUUUCUUUAAUUUAUUGUUUCCUCCUCUUGAUAGCAUUGUACUCAGUCGCUCACUGGUUCUAA